Molecule: messenger RNA, 2327 nt
Organism: Phodopus roborovskii (desert hamster)
Lineage: Eukaryota; Metazoa; Chordata; Mammalia; Rodentia; Cricetidae
Gene: Pde1c
Product: phosphodiesterase 1C
Exons: 18
Coding region: 125-2182 (685 amino acids)
Biological process (GO): signal transduction
Molecular function (GO): 3',5'-cyclic-nucleotide phosphodiesterase activity
Source: RefSeq, a predicted model, not a curated record
UUGUUAGCUCCCAGGUCUAGGUGCCUGCAGCCGGCGCGAGCAGUUCAUAGCCAGCGCCGGUCUGCGGUGACAGCGCAGUGGAGGCUGGGCACAGGCUCAAGCUGGGACCCCGGAGGCACGAGCCAUGACGGACGCCAGCCACAAGAAGGAGGGCUUCAAGAAAUGUAGGAGCGCCACUUUCAGCAUCGAUGGGUACAGCUUCACCAUCGUUGCAAAUGAAGCAGGAGAUAAGAAUGCCCGUCCACUUGCCCGAUUUUCCCGGUCUAAGUCACAGAAUUGUCUGUGGAACUCCCUCAUUGAUGGGCUCACUGGGAAUGUCAAGGAGAAGCCACGGCCAACAAUUGUUCAGGACACUCGGCCCCCAGAGGAAAUUCUGGCAGAUGAAUUGCCACAGCUGGAUAGCCCAGAAGCUUUGGUGAAGACAUCCUUCAGGUUACGGUCUUUGGUCAAGCAGUUAGAGCGAGGGGAGGCCUCUGUGGUCGAUCUUAAGAAGAACCUGGAAUAUGCAGCCACAGUGCUUGAGUCUGUAUACAUCGAUGAAACAAGGAGACUUCUGGAUACAGAGGAUGAGCUUAGUGACAUCCAGUCAGAUGCUGUGCCUUCUGAGGUUCGAGAUUGGCUGGCCUCCACCUUCACUCGACAGAUGGGGAUGAUGCUAAGGAGAAGUGAUGAGAAGCCCAGGUUCAAGAGCAUUGUCCAUGCAGUGCAAGCUGGGAUAUUUGUGGAGAGAAUGUAUAGGCGGACGUCGAAUAUGGUUGGGUUGAGCUAUCCACCAGCUGUUAUUGAUGCAUUGAAGGAUGUGGACAAAUGGUCCUUCGAUGUCUUUUCCCUCAAUGAUGCCAGUGGAGACCAUGCAUUGAAGUUCAUUUUCUAUGAAUUACUCACUCGUUAUGACCUGAUCAGCCGUUUUAAGAUCCCCAUUUCUGCCCUUGUGUCAUUUGUGGAGGCCCUAGAAGUGGGGUACAGCAAGCACAAAAACCCUUACCAUAACCUGAUGCAUGCCGCUGACGUCACACAGACUGUGCAUUACCUCCUCUAUAAGACGGGAGUGGCCAACUGGCUGACAGAGCUGGAGAUCUUCGCAAUAAUCUUCUCGGCUGCCAUCCAUGACUAUGAACAUACCGGAACUACCAACAAUUUCCACAUUCAGACCCGGUCGGAUCCCGCUAUCUUGUACAAUGACAGAUCUGUGCUGGAGAACCACCACUUGAGUGCGGCCUACCGCCUUCUGCAGGAAGACGAGGAGAUGAAUAUUCUGGUCAACCUCUCGAAGGAUGACUGGAGGGAGUUUCGAACCUUAGUAAUUGAGAUGGUAAUGGCCACAGAUAUGUCCUGUCAUUUCCAGCAAAUCAAAGCCAUGAAGACAGCCCUGCAGCAGCCAGAAGCAAUUGAGAAGCCAAAAGCCUUAUCCCUGAUGCUGCACACAGCAGACAUCAGCCAUCCUGCAAAAGCAUGGGAUCUGCACCAUCGCUGGACCAUGUCUCUCCUGGAGGAGUUCUUCAGACAGGGUGACAGAGAAGCAGAGCUGGGGCUGCCAUUUUCUCCUCUGUGUGACAGGAAGUCAACCAUGGUGGCUCAGUCACAAGUAGGUUUUAUUGACUUCAUUGUGGAACCCACCUUCACUGUGCUCACUGAUAUGACUGAAAAGAUUGUGAGUCCAUUAAUCGAUGAAACCUCCCAGACUGGUGGGACAGGCCAGAGGCGCUCAAGUUUGAACAACAUCAACGCCUCAGAUGCAAAGCGAUCAGGUGUCAAGAGUUCUGGGUCAGAAGGAAGUGCUCCCAUCAACAAUUCUGUCAUCCCUGUUGACUAUAAGAGUUUUAAAACCACCUGGACUGAGGUGGUGCACAUUAAUCGGGAGCGGUGGAGGGCUAAGGUGCCCAAAGAAGAGAAAGCAAAAAAGGAAGCUGAAGAGAAGGCUCGCCUGGCUGCUGAGGAAAAGCAAAAGGAAAUGGAAGCCCAAGGCCAAACUGAACAAAGCAAAGCUGAGAAAAAGACUUCAGGAGAAAUGAAAGGUCAAGUCCAUGGAGCACGUACAAACAAGGGAAAGAACCCCAAAGGCGAUAAAGCAGGAGAAAAACAGCAGAAUGGUGACUUGAAAGAUGGCAGAAAUAAGGCCGACAAGAAGGAUCACUCCAGCACCGGAAAUGAUUCAAAGAAAACAGAUGAUCCAGAAGAGUAGAAAAGACCUCACAUAGACUGGGACUGCCAGUGUCUGGUGUCUGGGGAAGGUGUACAGCUUUCAGAACCAAGUCCCACAUUUGGCCUUCUCUCACGCUGUCUCCUCCCAGGGGCCUCUGGGGGUUGGCUUGUGGUCUUAGAAUUAU